AUGUUGCCGCUACACGGCCUCCUACUCCUCCUGGUGUUGAUUUAUCACGCAUCGACCGGACACUCUUUACCGGCUACCUACGAUCAACGUCAGCACGGUCAACUGAACGUUCAGAUCCACUUGAAGAACGUGCAGAUCGUCGCGGUGAUGGACAAGGAGUCGCUCGACGAUUACACGGAGUAUGAUUACAUUUACGAUUACGCUGAUUUCACGGUGAAACCCAGCCAAAAACCAACCGUAGCCCCGAUACACACCGAACCACCGACAACUUUGGAUACAGCUUCACCGGUUUCGGAAAUCACCACCGUCGAGUCCGAUACCACGGAUGCGACCGUUUCGUCGUCCAGCGAAUCUUCGAUUGUAAGUUUCAUCGUUGGGGACACGAACGUCACCGUGACAGUGGACACCGAGGAACCAGACGUGUCGUCAACUGAAAAAACAGAAGAUUCCACAAACGAGAACGUCGACACUAGGAAUGCAUCCGUGAAGGGUAACGAUGGACAAGAGAACAUGGUAUUAUCUUCUGCGGGGAACUCGACUAAAUCGAUCGUGAAACGGUGCAGAACUGGAUACAUACCGGAUGGAAAGGGUCGUUGUCGUCGACUGAGCCAACGACGAUUGUCAUUGAUUCCUAUUGCAAUGGGUCUCGGGCCGAAAUUCCUGGACGGUCUGACGCGCUCCACGAAGAAUCUGGCGCAAUAG
Molecule: messenger RNA, 702 nt
Organism: Dufourea novaeangliae
Lineage: Eukaryota; Metazoa; Arthropoda; Insecta; Hymenoptera; Halictidae
Exons: 3
Coding region: 1-702 (233 amino acids)
Source: RefSeq, a predicted model, not a curated record